AUGGGAGCGAAGGAGAGCAAGCCUCCUCUUUCUCGCAGGAGAACUCGCUCGUCCAGCGCAAAGGAGAAAGAGAAUGCUCCAGAGAGUAGUCAGCAAGUAGUAGACGAUCAUGGUGGGAGUCCAAGCAAAAAGCCAAAGCUUUCUCAAGAUGAUCAAGACAUGGCGCUGGCAAGAGCGGUGGAAGCCAUAUCUGAGGAGGAAAAUGCAGCAGCUCAAGUAGCCAGCGAUGGAUCCAUGGAGCAAGAAGCUUUAACAGCGGCAAAUUCUAGCCUGGAAGUUCUCGUCACACUUCCAAAUGCAAAGGUUUAUCUCAUGGAUCACGAUCAGGCUGGAUCGGAAAGUGUUCUUCUCGCGUCUGGAGAUCUUAGCGUCAUAAGGAUCGUCCAGAACGGUAAAGUGGUCGCAGCCAUCGUCAAGCUUGGAGACGAGCUCCAGUGGCCGCUGGCGAAGGACGCUCCAGUCUUGAAGCUCAGCGAGAGUCACUACAUUUUUAGCUUGAGACUGCCAGUAACUGUGGAGGAGGAUGAAGAUGAGGAUCAACCUUCCAGCGAAGGGAAAGAGGAGGUCUCGUUUAAGUCAAGCGCGGAAGUUCUCAACUAUGGUGUCACUCUCCCUGGAGAUGCGAGCCAGGAGCUUCUCAAGGAGCUGGAUUUGGCCCUCGAAAGCUAUAGCUCGCUGGUGCCAGUUCCAGCGCUCCUGAAAGAUCAAGACGAGGAGCUCGUGGAGAUGGUGCAAGAUGACGGUAAUCAAGGAAUCGCUGGAGUGAAGCUCACAACGAAGAAGAAGAACUACUACUUGGAGCAACUGGCUCCCAACGCCGAUGACUAUCAAAGCGCGAUCGCAAAGGCGAUUGCCAGUGGCUCGGGGCAUAUCGUGCGAGGAAUUCUCUGGGUGAGCGAACUAAUCGCGACGCAGAUCGAGCGCAGUGGAUUGUUGAUGCAGCAGCACAUCAAACCGAAAAAGAAGCCGUCAAAGAUCAGCCCCAAGACAAUGAAGAACAUCCGGACUGCCAAGCAAAUCUCAAGGAUGACUGAGACGCUCGCGAGUGGUCUUCUCUCUGGAGUUGUCACUGCCACUGAAUCGAUCACUUCCUCUGUGCUGAAAACUAAGCCAGGGGCUGCAUUGAUCGGGCUGUUGCGUGGAGAAGCCGCGAUUGCCACUUUGGAUGCCUUUGUGAAAGUUUUCGAUGCUUUGGAGCUGGCUGGGAAGAACGUCAUGUCGCGAACAACUCUAGUAACUUGCCAAGUCGUAUCACACAGAUACGGAGACGAGGCUGCCGCAUUGACAAAAGAGGGGCUUUCAACCGCAGGCCAUGUCGUCACUACUGCAUGGAAAAUCUCAAAAAUUAGAACAGCCAUGAAUCCAGUGAAGGCUUCCACAAAUCCAGUCUCACUCAAAGCCGCCGCCAUCGCCGCCGCUGAACAGCUCAAAGGCAAGAAGACCAUGUAACUCCCAGUUAAAUUCUAACCGUCCGAUGGAUGUUAACUUAACCCUAAUUUGAAA
Messenger RNA from Selaginella moellendorffii, 1503 nucleotides. Its product is annotated as senescence/dehydration-associated protein At4g35985, chloroplastic. The transcript has 4 exons. Gene Ontology annotation, cellular component: plasma membrane. The record is from RefSeq and is a predicted model, not a curated record. Lineage: Eukaryota; Viridiplantae; Streptophyta; Lycopodiopsida; Selaginellales; Selaginellaceae. The coding region runs from base 1 to 1449 and encodes 482 amino acids.